CUUCACCCAGGGACAACAAGUGCACAGGAUAGAGCGGCAAAGAUGUCCUUCGCUAACCAGCCUACUCCAUCCCAGUUUCCGUGGCUGGCCGACCGGGGUAAGCUGUACUUCACCGCGCAAGGAAUACGGACACCUGCUUUGCAGUAUGACUUCAAGAAACUCAAAAAGCGGUACUGGUACAAGAGGAAAACGAAGAUGGUAGGCGGACCCAACGGGCCAUUAUUCAAGUAUAUGGGAGUUUUACAGAACGAAAACCUCCCAAUAGGAAUGAGAAACUUCUUCGAUAGAGAAAGGCUACCGGAUAAAGACUACACAGGACCGAAAGUAGUCUUAGCAACAGGAAAUGCAGAUUUUAGUUUGCAGGGUGACUGGAGGUACUACUGAACUGAAUCAGUUCUUUUCUUGUCCAGAUACAGACUGACGUAGUUUAGUAGAAGAAGAAUCGCCUACGUGUACUACGCAGGACAUUUUCUCCCAUCAUCUUUUUCUAUCCUUACCUACUACUUCUUCAUCCAUGUGGUCCAUCAUUCAUCCUCCGCCAAAUAAACGCAUCAAAGGUUAACAAAGCCAGUGACGCCUAUACCAGC
Amoebophrya sp. A25 is the source of this 587-nucleotide messenger RNA. The record is from the annotation of a GenBank genome assembly. Lineage: Eukaryota; Dinophyceae; Syndiniales; Amoebophryaceae.